Molecule: messenger RNA, 636 nt
Organism: Miscanthus lutarioriparius
Lineage: Eukaryota; Viridiplantae; Streptophyta; Magnoliopsida; Poales; Poaceae
Source: the annotation of a GenBank genome assembly
AUGGAGCCGCCGCCGCCACCACCCUCAUGCACGGUGGCCGGAGGAGCAGCAGGAGGCGGUGAGGACCCCUUUGACGACAUCGUGACCCCCCCGGACUUGCUCCAGGGUCUCGGCGACGACGAUGGGUGCUUGUACGGCACGGCAGCAAUGGGCGCGGAGGCGAAGGACGAGCGACGGCUGGCCGAGGCGCAGGCCGCAGGCGACGGCGGCCGUGUGGACGAUGGGCUGUCGAUGACGUACCGGGGGCACAACAAGAACAUGGUCCAUCCUAUUGUCGUGCCUCAAGACUUCGACAGGGCUGCGGCCAUUUCGCGGUACCGGAAGAAAAGGAAGAUCACAGUGAAGGCCGAUUACUCCGUCCGAAGGGAAAUCGCUUCAAGGAUCCCUCGAAGGGGAGGAAAAUUUGCGCCGUCGUCUAAGAAGAGCUCUGAAAAUUCAGUUGGGGAGACGGCUGAGCAUCUUCAAUCCUGCACCAACUGCGGGGAGAGAAGCGAGGUGAUGCCCAAGAUGCGGCGUGGCCCAAACGGCGCCAAGAACUUCUGCAACGCCUGUGGCCUGGCGUGGGCGAACACCAUAGAUGUAACUGACUCCAGUGGAGUUUGUUCAUUCAUGACAGUGAAGUGGAAGUGGAAGUAG